AUGAGUAUUUUGAAAAAAAAAUUGUUUGAGAACUUAGUGGUAGCAAAUGUUGUUGAUUCUCGUGCUGGAUUAGCUACAAUCUCUGAUGACGGCAGCUUGAUACUAGUUCAGCUUACUCUCGAUUUUAAGCCUAAUAUACCUCAGGAGGCAGAACGUGUAGUUCAGUGUAAUGGUCGGGUUUUCUGUUUAGAUGAUGAGCGCGUUCACCGAGUGUGGCUGCCGAAUGAAGAGUCACCUGGACUUGCCAUGUCUAGAGCUUUUGGUGACUACUGUUUAAAGGAUUUUGGACUCAUUUCUGUGCCUCAAGUGACUCGAAGACAGAUUACUGUCAGAGACCAGUUCAUUGUGCUUGCAAGUGAUGGGGUACGUAUAAUUUGUAUUUAGUUCUCUGUUUAAAAAAUAAUUACCUUUUCGCGAUACAUUGCAUUCUAUCAUUUAAU
This is a messenger RNA of Daucus carota subsp. sativus, 440 nucleotides long. Its product is annotated as probable protein phosphatase 2C 34. The record is from RefSeq and is a predicted model, not a curated record. Lineage: Eukaryota; Viridiplantae; Streptophyta; Magnoliopsida; Apiales; Apiaceae. The transcript has 2 exons. The coding region runs from base 1 to 384 and encodes 127 amino acids. Gene Ontology annotation, molecular function: protein serine/threonine phosphatase activity. Gene Ontology annotation, biological process: peptidyl-threonine dephosphorylation.